Molecule: messenger RNA, 1988 nt
Organism: Aedes albopictus (Asian tiger mosquito)
Lineage: Eukaryota; Metazoa; Arthropoda; Insecta; Diptera; Culicidae
Exons: 6
Coding region: 97-678 (193 amino acids)
Source: RefSeq, a predicted model, not a curated record
GAACAGUGCAGACCAGCAGUUGCGCAAUCUGUGAUCAGCCGGGCCAAUUUGAAAUUGAGACCUUGAAAAUUUAAUCAGUGCAAAAAAGAGUUAAGAAUGCAGUCCUCCAGUUUAAUCGUUGGUGUCGUGCUCCUGGCUGCCGUCGUGAGUGCAGAAUUCGGUUACUACAUCCCGAAGGCCUUCUACAAAAUCGACGAGAAUGGUUACAAAUCCCCACUGACCUACAUCGACAAUCUGCCGCCACUCUUUCAUCGCACAAGGAGAUCCGCACAGCUGGGUGGAGUAAACUUUGGCUUCCCGAUCCAGUUCCCGGCAUUCCCACAGAUCCCCGCUGGCGCUGGCACCGGUAGCUUCCAGGGAGUGCAGACCACCAUCACCAGCAAUGGCGGCGGUAGCAACGGCAACCUGGACAGCCGUUUCGACGAGGGUGGCCAAACGGUUCACACUACAUUCACCUCAUUCAACAACAACAACGGUCACUUCUCCCAGACGACGCACUUCUUCGAUAAGGACGGCAAGGUGACGACCCACAAGCACGAAUCCGGUCCCGGAAGCCAAUCGAACAGCCACCCGCAGUCCGAUUCACCGGCUUCGCCUUCAUCAGCUUCGUCGCCAUCAGCCGCGUCGCCUUCCUCCUCGCCCUCUUCUUCUUCUUCGCCGAACCAGAAGAAGAAUUAGGUCUGAUCCAAUUCAGCGACAAUCAACCCCAAAAGCCUUCACAAUUUGCAUAGUCAUUAUGAGGAUGAAGACGGGAGAGCCGAAAAGUGAAUCGACAGAUAAAAAAUUGUAAAAAUAUGUCAAAAGCUAGAUAGGAGGAGAUCGCCAUUAGGAGAUCGUUUUUUUUUUAUUUGUAAGUUCUGCUCGCCGCACGCCGGAAACGAGAAACAUCCCAGUAAUUAAUUCGUUCCGGCAGACGAGCAAAUCCAACAAAUUCACCGCCGCCGACUCGCGAUCGCUUCUUCUAGUGUUGGAAGCGAUAAAAAAACCUAGAUAUGAUCAUGAUCAUUUGAUCAUCAGCGCGCAAUCUGAUCAAAGUCUUCCUGCGAAGACCGCAAACACCGGGAAGGUUGAACUGUUACUCCGAUGUUGAAACUUUUUCGCUUAGCCAUGGUGUACGUGUGACGAAACCAGUUAUCUUUUACGACUAAAUUAGUAUUUCCAAACUUAUCAAAUUACUUAAACAGAAUAAUCCGUCUUAUUUUGUACAAUGAAUACGUAAAAAAGCAAAAUACUCGCAGCAAACUCAGAAAUUAGUGUCUUAUGCGAUGAAACUCAUCGAUCAAACGAUUUCAUCUGUAGUUUUGUACGACUAUAAUGCGAUUUCAGGUUGCCUGGAUCAAGUUUCAACCAUCGGACAGAGAAUAAUCUUCUCAAAAACCAGUGAUCUUCGCAUACGCCGGGAUAUUGAAUCAACAGAGCAGAAGAAAAAAAAAAUUUGGAACGCACAGGAAACGGCAGUGUGAAAUUAUACGAGCAAAUUAGCGCGCGCGAUACGCGAAGAAAGCAAAAAUCGAAAUUAAUCUCUCUUUUUCGUGUCACACACAUUUGACCGCUGAGCGGUGCCGCGUGGUCAAUCGCUGCCACGCCUCUGCACGUAUUACGGCGGGCGAGCAAUCGCGAAAGCAGAUACAAAUAUACCUAGGUACAUAUCCAACUGAUACAGCAGUGUAGAAAUCCAAGCGGAACGAAUCAAAGAGCUUCUCCCCGGUCGGUCAGACGGAGUCGUCGCGUCGGAUCGAGGAGGAUCAAAACGGCUUCGCGGUCGAUCGGACGGACUAUAGUAGUGUGACGCGCGGAGAAUGCAAACUUCCGAAGCUUCCCCCCAAAACUAAUUUAUUGUGUGUGUACUGAUUCGUAAUUUAAAAUGCCAAUUUAAGUUAAUGCCCUAGAGUUUAGGAUGAUAGCAAGAUACAAGAAAAAAAAAUCAUAAGAAAAAACCAAGAUGCAAAUGAAUAAAGUAGUUUUACGAUGAUAAGCAAUAAGAAAAA